Molecule: messenger RNA, 1323 nt
Organism: Plenodomus lingam JN3
Lineage: Eukaryota; Fungi; Ascomycota; Dothideomycetes; Pleosporales; Leptosphaeriaceae
Biological process (GO): medium-chain fatty acid catabolic process; medium-chain fatty acid biosynthetic process
Molecular function (GO): monoacylglycerol lipase activity; acetylesterase activity
Source: RefSeq, a predicted model, not a curated record
AUGUUCGACAUAUCCUGGAUAUUCGGCCAUGGCAAAACAUCCUACACCUCCCACAAAUCACCCGCACCCCUUAAAACCAAGUCGGGCAAAGAUACCACCCUCCCAGAACUAGCCGCCUCCUCCAUCCCCCCAUGUCGUCUCAAUCCCUUCCUCUUCAACGGCCAUCUCCAAACCAUGUAUACAGCCGUCAAAGACCCCGGUCCUCCAAUCCACUACAAGCGUCAAAUCUUCACCUCAGACCACCCCGUCUACCCAGGCACCUUCGCCAUCGACUUCGUCGUCUCCCCCACCAAAGCCAGCAGUCCAGCAGCAGACGCAGACGCAGACACGGCCUCCUCCCCCACCCUCCCAGAACGCACCACCAACUUCCUUCCUGAAGAAUGGACCAGCCUCCCGAACCCCACCGACACCACACCCAUGCUCAUCGCCCUGCAUGGCUUAACUGGCGGCUCCCAUGAAGUCUACCUCCGCGAGACCCUCGCCCCCCUAACCAGCAACGGCUGGGCCGCCUGCGUCGUCAACGGCCGCGGCUGCGCCCUCUCCCGCAUCACCACACCGCAGCUCUUCAACUCACGCGCAACCUGGGACGUCCGCCAGACCAUCAAAUACCUGCAUGAGAUAUUCCCCAACCGGCCGCUCUAUGCCGUCGGCUUCUCACUCGGCGCCAACAUCCUCACAAACUACUGCAGCGAGGAGGGCGACGCCUGCAUCCUGAAUGCGGCCGUGGCCUGCAGUAACCCCUGGAAUCUGGAGCUGUGCAAUACCGAGUUGCAGCGCACAUGGUUGGGGCUGGAGGUGUAUGCGCGCACCAUGGGGAAAAAUCUCAUGGGCUUGUUUGAGAGGCAUCGCGAGCAGAUUUUGCAGAUUGAGGGUGUGGAUGAGGAGAUGGUGAGGAAGAGUCGGUACAUUUUUGAGUUUGAUCGACAUGUGCAGUGUCCGACAUGGGGGUAUCCUUCUGAGGGGGCGUAUUACCGCGAUGCGCAAAGUGUGGAUGCUUUGUUGGGCGUCAGGAUACCGUUUCUGGGUAUCAAUGCUGAAGAUGAUCCGAUCUCCUCCAAAGCAGCCAUUCCCUACCAAGAAUUCAAACAGAACCCUUACGCCCUCCUCUGUACCACAAACUGGGGCGGCCACCUGGGAUCCUUCCAGCUGGGCGGAGGACGCUGGUUCGCCGUCGCCGCAUCGUCCUUUCUCGCCAAAAUGCACCAGGAUAUCGACCACGACGCUUCUAGGCUGGAGCGCAAGAAGACAAAGGUCGAUACACCAGAGAAGAAGUACCCGAUUUUUGACCCAAAUAAUCGCCGUUUGAUAUUACCAGAUGCGUGA